GGUCCGGAGACACUGAACCGUUUUCCGGGGACGACAUUGUCAACUUUUACCUCUCCCUAGAAAUGUUGCUGACCGAACGAAGUCGUCUACGUCGAUGGAAGUUAACUGCUCUACUUGCCGAGUAUCCGGUUGUCCCAGCCCAGAAUAUCCGAUGUUUCGACUGCAACAGCGGGGCCGGAUCUAACGGCAAUUGUCCCGCGAACGGCGACCUCUUCUACGAAAGAGUGACAAGCAUCGAGUGUCCUGAAUUGUGCUUUGUCCGAACACAUAUCUGGCACCCCGGAGUCAUUUACCGUGGAUGCUCCAGUGGAUUCUGGAUGCCGCGCCCCCUACCGACGUCCGGCUGCAUGACCGACUCAAGGGGAGAUAGCUGGUGCUUCUGCAACUCCGAUGAAUGUAAUACAAUGCAAAUGUAGCAGGAAAGUGUAAUCUUGAGUCAAUACCGAGUUAUCAUUCAAUAUUUAGAUUUUUCUUGAUGUAUAUAAUUUGUAUGUGCCACAUAGCCUUGUAUGCAGCUUUUCUCUAAGCGAAUAUUACAAAGGCAAAUAAAAAUGUUCUGUUU
Messenger RNA from Haliotis rubra (blacklip abalone), 562 nucleotides. RefSeq lists its product as uncharacterized. The transcript is spliced from 3 exons. The record is from RefSeq and is a predicted model, not a curated record. The coding region runs from base 63 to 416 and encodes 117 amino acids. Gene Ontology annotation, biological process: regulation of synaptic transmission, cholinergic; positive regulation of voltage-gated potassium channel activity; sleep. Lineage: Eukaryota; Metazoa; Mollusca; Gastropoda; Lepetellida; Haliotidae.